Molecule: messenger RNA, 1200 nt
Organism: Lachancea sp. 'fantastica'
Lineage: Eukaryota; Fungi; Ascomycota; Saccharomycetes; Saccharomycetales; Saccharomycetaceae
Source: the annotation of a GenBank genome assembly
AUGUACAAGAGAAGUUUCGAAAGCGUCGAUAUCGGUGGAGUGCUAGUCCCCCAAAUUCAGGAAAGACACAUCAAGAGAAUUUCUGUUAGGGAGAAGAGCCCUGCAAUUGGGGUAGAAGCACCAUUGCCAUUAUUCCAACAAGCUGCUGUUGUCACGUCAUUCGAGGAUGAAAUAAUGGUCUCAGGCCAGAUACCGGUUCCUCAAAAACUAGAAGACUAUGAGAUUCUGGUUCGCAACAAAUACACAGGUUUGAAUCAUGUAGACUGGAAAUCCAAGAGAUACCAAUUUAACAUACAUUCGUUCCCAUGGAUCAACGGUCGAGAGUCUAGUGGGAUUGUGGUCCGUAGAGGCGCAAAGGUCGACAGAGACAAGUUUCCGAUUGGGGCCAAGGUUUUUCUCGCAAGCACAUGCUACAGGGAACUCAAAAGAUCCACAUUUCAAGAGUUCACACUGUUUGAUUCAAGACUCGUAUGGAGACUGCCACGCGAAGUGCGUUCUGAUGGAAUCUCUCGCAAGAGAUUCGGACUUGAUUUUGCGGCUGGUGUUGGCGUGGCUCUGGUGACUGCAGGUUCCGCGCUAUCAUCUUUUGUCGACUUCCAGGACAUCGGGAAGGCAAAUCAAGGAAAGUCGCUGAUCGUAUGGGGAGGCUCGAGCUCUGUAGGGAUUUUCACGAUUCAGCUUGCCAGAAACCUGGAAAUUUUCGAUAAUAUUGUAGCCGUGUCAAGCUUGAAAUAUGAGAAUUAUCUCAAGGAAUUAGGAGCCACGGCUGUCAUCGAUAGGACGCUUUCUCCAGAAAAGCUGAUACAGUUGGUCAAAGAUACAUGCCCAGGGGGGAUCGAUUAUGGGGUCGAUGUGAUUUCAAGAAAAACAGCAGAGCUUGUGCUUGAGAUUCUCAAGACUGGACAGGGAACCAAGAAGUCUCUUGUAUGCCUUGGCGGCGCUCCUGGUGAGGACGCGAAGACAAAAUGCCCGGAAAUUGUAGUCGAAGCCGUGGGAAUCAAAAAAUUCCAUGAGGAUUUGGCCUUCGGUGAGACUUUUGUGAAAUUCACAUCCGAUCUUUUCGAAAGAGGCCAAUUGAGUCCUGUUCGCAGCGUCAAGGUGUUCAAAGGUUUCGCAGAUUUUGGAGUCGGUUUGAGCAAUGGGCUGAAAGAACUCGAAGAGCGGGGCGCUAGCGCAGAAAAAUUUGUAGUACGUUUGUAA